Molecule: messenger RNA, 1191 nt
Organism: Boleophthalmus pectinirostris (great blue-spotted mudskipper)
Lineage: Eukaryota; Metazoa; Chordata; Actinopteri; Gobiiformes; Gobiidae
Gene: sumo3b
Product: small ubiquitin like modifier 3b
Exons: 4
Coding region: 141-428 (95 amino acids)
Biological process (GO): protein sumoylation
Cellular component (GO): nucleus
Molecular function (GO): ubiquitin-like protein ligase binding; protein tag activity
Source: RefSeq, a predicted model, not a curated record
CGUGACCCGUGUGGUCGAAUUACAUUUUAAAUAUGAGUGCGCGCGCCUGCUCCAGUGAAAAGAGCCGGAGGAAGUGAUAAGACCCGCUCCCUCCACACUGCAGCUCCUCUGUGUUUAGCGGCGCACGGCUCCACGGCACAAUGUCUGAAGAAAAGCCAAAGGAAGGCGUGAAGACGGAGAAUGACCACAUCAACCUGAAGGUGGCCGGACAAGACGGAUCAGUCGUACAGUUUAAAAUCAAGAGGCACACUCCGCUCAGUAAACUCAUGAAGGCGUACUGUGAACGGCAGGGUUUGUCUAUGCGUCAGAUUCGUUUUAGAUUUGAUGGUCAGCCAAUCAACGAGACAGACACACCUGCACAGUUGGAAAUGGAGGAUGAAGACACAAUUGAUGUAUUUCAGCAACAGACCGGAGGGGUGUACUCCUAAGUGGACAUGGUGGAGAGACUUCUCAAACUUGUUGUAAUGGUGUUUUUACUUGGUUCUGGCUUUCUAUUUCCCUGUUCUUCUGGUUAAAUAACGGGCAGAAGUAAUUUUACGGUUUUGAAGAUGGCGGCUUUUUCAUUAGGUGCUAAUUCUGAACUCUGACAAGCAGGGUCAUUUUAUAACUCAAUUUUACUUGAACAAAUUGUUUGAUCACGGCGUCCAAAGGAAAAGCUGCCCUUGAGGUCAAUUUAACUUCUGCAUGUUCACAAAACCCAAUGCCAAAAUCUUUUAGUUUUAAACCAUUUUAAAUCUGCAGGAGCUCAGCUAUUUAAGUCACUUUCUUAAAUAUUAUUUCUGAUAAACAUUGCCAGCAUCGGUAAUCCUAUUUUCUAUGUUUGGUAACUACUUUUAAAUCGUCAUGUAUCCAUGUCUAUCUUGAGCAUCUGUUGAGAGAAAGCUUGUGGUGUGAAAGUUCAUGAAUGGAUUACCUCAACUAUGUCACCCUCAAUUGAAAUGUAUCUAGUAAAUAAAGUGUUUUUGGACCAAAUGGGCACUGCUCAGUGUUUGUUUAUGCUGCUGCAGAGCCGUAGCAGAUGCAGAUAAUGUCCACUUGUCUCUUGGAUAUUCUAUAAACUCAAGCUAUAGAACUUGUCUUUAGGUAACAAUUGAAUUUAAGUUAUGUUAGGUUUGGAGAACAUUCACACCACGUUUUUUUUGUAUAUCUUCUGUCCUAUUACUGUGAACAAUAAAUGGUAAUAGUUUGUUA